Molecule: messenger RNA, 1396 nt
Organism: Diceros bicornis minor
Lineage: Eukaryota; Metazoa; Chordata; Mammalia; Perissodactyla; Rhinocerotidae
Gene: APOA5
Product: apolipoprotein A5
Exons: 3
Coding region: 1-1119 (372 amino acids)
Biological process (GO): very-low-density lipoprotein particle remodeling; cholesterol efflux; high-density lipoprotein particle assembly
Cellular component (GO): blood microparticle; chylomicron; extracellular region
Molecular function (GO): phosphatidylcholine-sterol O-acyltransferase activator activity; cholesterol binding; phospholipid binding
Source: RefSeq, a predicted model, not a curated record
AUGGCAAGCACUGUUGCAGUUCCGACCUGGGCUCUGGCCCUCAUCGUAGCGUUUGCAACCGCCCAGGCACAGAAGGGCUUCUGGGACUACUUCAGCCAGAGCAGCAGGGACAAAGGCAGGGUGGAGCAGAUCCAGCAGCAGAAGCUGGCACGGGAGCCCGCGAGGCUGAAAGACAGCCUUGAGCAAGACCUCAGCAAUAUUGACAAGCUCCUGGAAAAGCUGGGCCCUCUGAGUGGGCAGGGGAAGGUGACACCCGGGCUCCCACGCGACCCGGCGGGCAUGUGGCAGCGGCUGCAGGAGGAGUUGGAAGAGGUGAGGGCGCGCCUGGAGCCCUACAUGGCAGAGGUACACAAGCGCGUGGGCUGGAACCUGGACGGGUUGCGGCGGCAGCUGAAGCCCUAUACCAUGGAGCUGAUGGAGCAGGUGGCCCUGCGCGUACAGCAGCUGCAGGAGCAGCUGCGCGUGGUCGGAGAGGACACCAAGACCCAGCUGCUGGGGGGCGUGGAUGAGGCGGGGGGCCUGCUGCAGGAACUACAGAGCCGCGUGGCGCACCACACCGACCGCGUCAAGGCGCUCUUCCACCCCUACGCCGAGCGCCUGGUGUCCGGCAUCGGGCGCCACGUGCAGGAGCUGCACCGCAGCGUGGCCCCGCACGCCGCCGCCAGCCCGGCGCGCCUCAGCCGCUGCGUGCAGGUGCUCUCGCGCAAGCUCACGCUCAAGGCCAAGGCCCUGCACGCGCACAUCCAGCAGAACCUGGACCGUCUGCGGGCAGAGCUCAGCGCCUUUGCCAGCACCGGCGCUGGCGCCGACGGCGCGAAGGAAGGGGCCGUCCUGGACCCCCAGGUUCUGUCCCAGGAGGUUCGCCAGCGACUCCAGGCUUUCCGCCACGACACCUUCCUGCGGAUCGCCGCCUUCACCCACGCCAUUGACCAGGAGACUGAGGAGGUCCAGCAGCAGCUGGCGCCGCCACCACCAGGCCACCAUGCCUUGGCCCCAGAGUUCCUCCAAGCUGACAGCGGCAAGGCCCGGAGGGAGCUGCAGGCCCGUCUCGACGACCUGUGGGAAGAUAUCAGCUACAGCAUUCAUGACCAUGGUCUCGGUCAUGGGGGAGAACCCUGAGGGUCUACUUGCCCAGGCCCACUUCCCAGCUCCUUUUCUGGAGAACCCAGGACCUGAGCCCCUAGCAUAGCUCGGUCCUUGACUUGUGGCCUGUUGGGCAAAGGGUGGAAGGCCCUGCCCAGGAUAGGAGAGGCCACCGAAGUGGCUGUUGUUCCCAGUAUAUCCAACCUCCUGCGAUUCCCCCAUCUGGAUGCAUUACAUUCACCAGGCUUUGCAAACCCGGCUUCCCGUGCUCAUUUGGGAAUCUUCAUGAGUUGCUCCAUUCCAGGAUGGUGGG